Molecule: messenger RNA, 885 nt
Organism: Brassica napus (rape)
Lineage: Eukaryota; Viridiplantae; Streptophyta; Magnoliopsida; Brassicales; Brassicaceae
Product: glutathione S-transferase T3-like
Exons: 1
Coding region: 1-885 (294 amino acids)
Source: RefSeq, a predicted model, not a curated record
AUGGAUUCUCAUCAAAGCCAGUCUUCUGGCUUUUUACACCUACUAAACAGUCAACUACCUAACAAUGAAUACCCAACUCAGUUUAUGAGUUCUUUACCUAGUCCAGACCUUGGAGGAUCUGCUUCACGUGCACAAAGUGGUGAGGACCGUAAGCAAAGGUGCAAGUGGUCAACAGCUGAAGACCUGGUCCUCAUCAGUGCAUGGUUGAACACCUCCAAAGAUCCACUAGUUGGAAAUGAGCAAAGAGCAGGAACCUUUUGGAAGAGGAUCGCCGCUUAUUAUAAUGCAAGUCCCAAGGUGGUUGGUUUGGCUAAGAGAGAGCAAAGCCACUGUAAGCAACGGUGGGGGAAGAUAAAUGAGGGUGUCUACAAAUUCGUGGGGUCAUAUGACGCUGCAACAAAACAAAGGACCAGUGGCCAGAGUGAAGAUGAUGUUUUGAAGGCUGCACAUGAAAUCUUCUUCAACGAUUACAACGUGAAGCUCUCGUUGGAGCAUGCCUGGAGGAAGCUUAGGAAUGAUCAGAAAUGGUGUGGGACUUAUGGAAGUAGUCAACAAAGCUCUGGUUCAAAAAGAAAGAGGGUGGAGGAAGAACAAUCUUUUCAGUCAUCAGCAUCUAUGCCCAGUGUCAAUGGAGAGGAUGAAGUAACGGCUAGGCCUAUUGGUGUUAAGACAGCAAAGGCGAAGGCUAAACGGCCAAUGAGAGAAGAAGGGAAGAAUCUGCAAGAAUUGCGGCAAAUGUGGGAGAUAAAGGCGAAUGACUUAGCUAUGAAGGAUAAGUUUAGCAAGACCAAACUGCUUGACAACUUGCUUGCAAAAACAGAGCCACUUAGUGAAUUAAAAGUGGCGCUUAAGAACAAACUGAUUACUGAAAUGUUAUCAAAGUAA